AUGAAAACAAUACCGCUGUUUCACCAAAUUCAUUUAAUUUUAAUAAUAUUUUGGAGUUGGAGUAUAAAAAUUACAUUACAAAAUGAUCAAAAUAAUACAAUUCAGAAACUAGAUGCAAGAGACUAUCAUAGUGGGCGGAAUAUUAUAAUCAUUGAAGCCUCAUGGGAUGAAGCUUCUAAGAACCAAACUCAAGUUACUGUUCAGGCUGGGGAAUCAAAAAUAUUUAUAUGCAGUAUAUGGACUUCAGAAUCAGAUGAUAACCACAACUUAGAGUCUGGUAUUGGUAACACUGAACAAUCUGUAUUCCUGUUUUGUCCAAUGAGUGUUGCAUAUUGCGCUCAGGAUUGUUUAACUGUGGAGUCUACAUGGCUUAUUCAGUGUACCAGACAGUUCAGAAUAGUGACUAACCCUGAUUUCUUACGGACUUCCUACUCACAAUAUUCAGGGAUUAUAAAAGGUUGGCGUCUACAAGAAGUUAUUUAUAAGCUGAACAUUGCUACAACCACUUCUGCCGGAUUUUGGGGUUGCGCGUAUGGUGGCUAUCACUCGAAAAGAUUGGAGUUAAUUGUGAAAGAUAGACCAGCACUUUUGUCUUUGACUUCAAGUCCACCUAACCCUGUAGAAAUCGGAACUAAUGUCAAACUAACAUGUGAAGCUGCACCUAGUCCUAAAGCUCCAUGGUACACGUUUGUUUGGCGUCGGAUCGGAACUCAAAUGCCACCUGCUCAUUCUACAUUGCGCAUAUCCGAUACAAUUUCCAUAUUGACACUUUUAUCUGUACAACCUACUGAUGAUGGACUAUAUAGCUGUCAUAUAUUACAAUCUCAAUCAGAUUCAUUAAGUAAAGAAAUGUGGGAAGACAAAGAAGUCGAAGCUUCAGGAUCAAAAAACUCAACUGAGAAAGCGAGAUUUAAAAAAGAUCCAGCAGUACUACGGUUACACUUAGAAGUUUUUCAUCCCCCUACUUACUUAAAUAUAAGUGUCCGACCUCAUGGACCUUACAGAGCACGAAAAAAUGUCACAUUCACAUGUAAUAUACAUGGUGGUAAACCGAAACCAUCAGUUUAUUUUUAUCGUAUAAAUGUCCCACUUGAGAAUGGAAAUAUUUCAUUGGUUCAUCCAAGUUCUUUCACCUCAAAGUAUAUCCUGGAAAACAUAACUCAAUCAAUAGAAUCCACAGAAUUAACAUGGCAAUUAACAGAAGCUGAUAAUAUUGCCAGUUUUGGAUGUGCUGUGACAAGCCCAGUUAUUAAGAACCAAAUGUUCUCCUUAUUCACUAGAGUCAAAAUUAUCUUUUCACCUCAAGAUCCUAUCCUAUCUUCUGUGCCACAUGGUCCAGUUAGUGAGAAUCGUACUAAAGUAUUUACUUGUCAGUCUUCAAAAGGAAGCAAUCCAAAAGCGAAAAUUUUAUGGGAUUUAACACCUGCGAUGGAAUAUUUAUCCACCGUAUCGAAAAAAAGUUACAUGAACCAUUCGAAAUUAAAUGAAAAAGAAGCGACCUUGAGACCGACAUCGAAUUCUGAUUUUGAAUAUAUUACGUCAGACACCUAUUCGAAUAUCAAACAUGAUCCCAACAAUGGUGGCUAUAUUGCAUACAGUGAAGUACGUUUAAUUGGACGACCAUGGUUUAAUGGUGCACGGAUAUCUUGCCAGUUAAUUUGGAAUGAAGAAGGAAAUUAUGAUAUGAAACAUGUUGCAAAAGUCACUGAUUAUAACAUUACAUAUCGAAAAACAGCUUAUCUUCUUACUGAAGUAUUUUUUUGUCCAUCAGCGGUUAAUGUCAUUGCAAUUCCACAAAAUGGAAUUCAAGAAACAUUCGGUGAGCAAAUAUUAGAAUGUACAGCCACAUCAUCUCAUCCUCCUGCAGUUAUCACUUGGUUCAGCCACAAUUCUUCAGCUAAUGUACAAAAAACCACUGAAGAAAAUGUAAUUUUGGAAAGUUCUUUGACAAAAAUCGAUGCACAACAUCAACCGAAUUUAAGAAUUACAACUGAAACAUUCCCAGGAAUUUAUGGCGGAAAGCGUGUGGUUAGCAGACUGAAGUUAAGUAACCUUUCCAGAAUAUCCGAUGGCAUGCUAUUCACGUGUUUGGUAAAGCAUAUUGAGUGGACAGAAUCAAUAAGUCGUACACAUCAGUUAACAGUAUUAUAUCCCCCAAAGCUAAAAUUGACGAUUUCACCACAAAAAUUAGAAGAUCGUCUAAAGUCUAAUAGUAUAACUCUACUCUGUACUGCUGAAGGUGGUCAACCAAGAUAUUUUGAGAGAGGAACUGACUAUCAGAAUAUGAUCCAUUAUGAAGAUAAAUUAUCGAAAAAUCAAGGAAACACAUUUAAUAACGAUAAAAAUACAUUGUGGAAAUUUUACUGGAAAUUUCGUCCUCAGUAUCCAGAAAAUUGGAUUCAGUCAACCAAUCAAGAAAUACGUUUUGACGAGUUAAAUAUGUACAGAUCAAACAAACUUAUUUUAAAUUAUCCAGGAAGGAAACAAGCUGGAGAUUACACUUGUUUACUUGAGGGUCCAACUAGUAUAACACAAGUGACUAGUCAUCUAGAAUUCACAUUCCCACCAGAGUUAGCGCCACCAGGAAUCACUUCAGUAACAGCUGCAGUUGGUUCGCAUACAGUAAUUGAGCUUCAUAUCUGGUCAUAUCCUGUGCCAUCAUCUAUACAUAAAGUUAAAGAUACUAAAAUAAAACAUACGGUAACUGAAAACUGUGAUCUUCAUGAAAUUAAUUCAAAACUACCCCAUGAAAUCAAUACACAAAAGAAAACAUAUGCUUGGUACAAAGUUACUACAGAGAGAGCGGCAUCAACCGUCAAAAUACUUCAAAAAGAAUUAGUACAUGAAAACUGGGAACCACAUGUCAGGUUGAAACAACUUUCUUCUGGUAUUAAUGAGAGACAACUUAUUUGGACUGAUGCAGUACUGAUUGACUUUCCAUACUAUGACAUGGAUAUACAAAUUAGCCAAAACGACAGUGGAAAUAGGACAAUACGAAAAAUACCAACAAUUGUUUAUCGAUUGUUUCUUAGUCCUAUUAAAGAAAAGGAUUACGGAGAGUAUAUGUGUGAAUUAGAACACGCAGAAGGGAGAAAACAGUUCUUCUUGCAAGUACAACCACCAGGUAAUCCGUUAAUCAAUGUAAGAAAUAUACGUUUCACACGUCAUAAUUCAAGGAUUCAAGUUCACUUUGAUCCAUUAUACUUUCGGAAGACCAGCGAAGGUAAUUUAGCUGUUACAGAUGAAAAUAAAAGCCAGACAAAAUCCACUUUAGAUAUGGUUAAAAGCAAUUCGUUCAGUUCAUUUCCUACAAGAAGUGACAACAGUCAACAACUGCAAUGGAAAAUGUUAAUAAGAAUAUGUGCAUCAAAUUAUUACAGGCAUGAUCAAUCAUCUGAUGAUAUUAUAAAAGAAUGUUAUUCAUCAAAACCUACGACAACAAUUCUAAGGAAACCAAAUUAUCGUUCUUGGUUAGAUCUGUAUAAAUCAUUUCCUAAUAAUAAAUAUCAAACCACUUCAUUAUCGAAUAAAUGUAUUGAUAAGCUAGUUGAAAACCCUGAACAAGGUAGAAUUGAAAUUCCGCUUAUCUAUUCAUAUAAUAACACAGUCUAUAACACUUCCUAUCCAAAAUUUGAACAAGAGUCUAAGAAAAGCGUCGAGACAAAAAAUGUGUUGGUAGACAACGAGUCAACAGAUGCUUUUCAAGGGAUUUUUGUUCAGUGGUCCGAAGAGGAGAAAUUAACAUAUCAGUUUAGAUUUUAUGAUGAAAGUGGGAGUUUGGUCUAUGCAACUGACUGGGUUGAUGAAGAAAAUGAUGGCUACUAUGAUGAAUCAACUUUUCUGACAUUCACUUACCACAAGACCUACCUAUGGAUAACAACAAUUGGUGUAUUCUUCCUACUUCUCUUGGUUAUUCUAUUGGUAUUCGCGUUGCGCAAACGAUUCAACAAUAAAAACGAUUUUCAUACGACGGAUAACCAUAGCUCAAAACCAUUGAAUAAACCAAUUGUCAAUUCCGCAACCACCUCACCAAUCGCAAACUGUAAAUUGCAAGAAAAUUUCUAUGUAGCUAAUCUAUCAGUCGUUGAUAGUCCGUGUUCGCUACUGGGCAGAAAUGAAAGAAUUAUUGAUAAAAAGUUUCCACUAUUGUAUGACAAAGAUGUUAAUAAGCAUUCGAAUAAUCAAACGUUGGUGAUGCGAUAUGACUAUCAUGGAGGAGAAGUAACAAAUGAGGACGUACCAGUGACUAAUAUGUCAAAAAAUCUAUAUGAAUUACAUUAUAAUCAACUAGGAUUACCACAUAAUCAGUGUUCUGAUGACGCCUUUAAUGAUAAACUGCAGUCAAUAUCACCAGAAACGUAUUCGCCUAUAGCAUCUCACUUAACUCCUUUACCAAUCAUUCGAUCAAAUGAAAGAGCUCCUUCAUCACCAUUGCUACUUUACAACAGUUGUUGUCAUAAUAGAAAGUUCAACAUUGAGAUGAAUCACUCUUUACCUCCCUUAUUUGGCUCAAUUCCUAUUCGGUGUAAUUCACAAUCGCCAAACUCAGUAAGUGAACUUUCAUCUCCUCUUCUUGGAACUGGCAAUCAAUUUAGGAAGACUUAUCGAUCUCCAGUUAACAUAUGUUAUCAUCAACUUCAUAAUGGUACAAAUAUCAAUAGUACCACAGAUAACAUUUAUAAUAAACGAAUUAAUCAGGAAGAUUCAGCUGAUCAAAUAAUCUGUAAAUCUAACACUAAUCAAACUAAGUUUAAUAACGAUUCCAAUUUUAAAAGUGAUGUUACCAAUACUUUAAACUGCUGCAACCCACCAACUGAAAUGAAUUUGUUACAAGUAAAUGAUAAAUUUAAUACAUUUGAAUCGGAUUCAUUUGGACGAUAUAACUCAAUCCACAAGCCAAAAAGUAGAUUGGUUUCAUUGAUGAACAAUUCAUACCCAUUAAACCAGAGAGAAUUUCAAUCUUGCAAAAUAAACACUCAUCAAAGUAACCAUAAUAGUAAAAUUAACAAUUGCCUUAAUAUAUUCAAUUCUGAUAAUAACUAUAAUCAUAAUUCACAUUUUAUCAGUUCUGAAAAUAAUAAUAAUAAUAAUAAUAAUAAUAAUAAUAAUGUAAAGAGUUGUGAUGUGAACAACUUUGAUUUAAACAGAAUUCCAAAGGCUAUGCAUCAUUCAGAAUCUAAUAAAUUUUCAUCACCAUUAUUUGAACACAAACCAAAUCCAUGUGUAACUGAACAAAAUCAUUCCGAUAGAAUCGAUGGAAAUGUAUUAAUGAAUACAGUUUCUGAUACUCAUGUAUCAUUCAUGCCUAGUCAAUACCAGGUGGAAUCAAUUGAAGAGAAGAUGACAACAUUCAAUCAAAAUUAUGGCCUAACAGAUAGGCUAAGUCCAUAUGACAAUACAAUUUUCGACAGUUCAACCAUCAAAUAUAAUCCGAUUCCAAUUAAUCAAAUGAAUAUUGACUGUGGUGAAGUGUACAUAAAUGAAAGCUCAUUAGAAGAAAAUCAUUUCCCAAUAGCUAAUAAUAAUAAUAAUAACAAAAACAAUACUUUACAUUGUACGAUAAAUUCAAAAUUAGAAGAUGAAUAA
Schistosoma turkestanicum is the source of this 5586-nucleotide messenger RNA. Lineage: Eukaryota; Metazoa; Platyhelminthes; Trematoda; Strigeidida; Schistosomatidae. The record is from the annotation of a GenBank genome assembly.